Molecule: messenger RNA, 3567 nt
Organism: Orbilia oligospora ATCC 24927
Lineage: Eukaryota; Fungi; Ascomycota; Orbiliomycetes; Orbiliales; Orbiliaceae
Exons: 5
Coding region: 1-3567 (1188 amino acids)
Biological process (GO): maturation of SSU-rRNA from tricistronic rRNA transcript (SSU-rRNA, 5.8S rRNA, LSU-rRNA); endonucleolytic cleavage of tricistronic rRNA transcript (SSU-rRNA, 5.8S rRNA, LSU-rRNA); ribosome biogenesis
Cellular component (GO): 90S preribosome; nucleus
Molecular function (GO): GTP binding; GTPase activity; U3 snoRNA binding
Source: RefSeq, a predicted model, not a curated record
AUGGAUCAGGCAAAUACUCCCCAUCGUGCUUCGAAGUCGAAGGGGAAGAAGAAGAGCAAACAUACUGGUGGACCUAAUCCCAAGGCGUUCGCGUUCGCAAACCCUGGAAAGCUUGCAAAGCAGGCGAAGAGAAGUCAUGAUAUCAAAGAAAGGAAGCUUCACGUCCCUCUGGUGGACCGUCUUCCUGAGGAAGCACCGCCCAUUGUCGUCGCCGUCGUCGGACCUCCUGGUACUGGCAAAACUACACUCAUCAAGUCCCUCGUUCGUCGCUAUACAAAACACACCCUAACAUCUAUCGCCGGCCCUAUCACCGUCGUAACCUCCAAAAAGCGACGUCUAACCUUUCUAGAAUGCCACCCUUCCCUCCCCGCCAUGAUCGACACUGCCAAAAUCGCUGACAUUGUUCUCCUCCUCAUCGAUGGUAACUUCGGGUUCGAAAUGGAAACAAUGGAGUUUCUGAACAUCAUGUCCUGCCAUGGCAUGCCCUCUAACAUCUUUGGAAUUCUCACUCACCUCGAUUUGUUCCGUUCACCGGCAACCCUACAAACUGCGAAAAAGAGAUUAAAACAUAGAUUCUGGAGUGAACUGUACCAUGGUGCCAAGUUGUUCUACUUAAGUGGUGUUAUAAAUGGGCGGUACCCUGAUCGAGAGAUUUUGAAUUUAUCGAGAUUCAUCAGCGUUAUGAAAAAUCCUCGGCCGAUUAUUUGGCGAAAUACACAUCCAUAUAUGCUCGCUGACCGGAUGGUAGAUCUCACGGACCCUGCGAUGAUCGAAGAAAAUGAAGACUCUAAUAGAACGGUGGCGGUCUAUGGAUACCUUCGAGGCACGAAUUUCCCAGCAGUGGAUGGGAGAGUACAUAUUCCCGGUGUGGGGGAUUUGCAAGUGGCAAGCGUGGAGGGACUAGCGGAUCCGUGUCCAACACCGCAGGCUACCCAGAGGAUGGAGGGUAAAGAAGGCUCGAAGAGAAGGAGAUUGGGCGACAAGCAAAAGCUAAUAUUUGCGCCGAUGAGUGAUGUCGGUGGUGUCUUGGUGGAUAAAGAUGCAGUUUAUAUUGAUGUGAAGACGAGUAACUUCAAUAAUGGCGAAGAAGGUGAUGGUGAGGAAGCCGGAGAAAGAGACGUGGGAGAGAGAUUAGUGGUUGGGUUGCAAGGAAGACAGAAUUUGCUUGGUCAGGGGACUGCACAAGACCGCGACGGUGGUGUACGGUUGUUCAGCAAUGGGGCUUUGCUCCGCAACGCUGAUGAAUCUGGUGAUGCUGGGCGGAAGAUGAAGCGGUCAGGGCGGGCUAUGGCCAAUGGAAACGAAGAUGAUGAGGGUUUCGAGAGUGGGGAGGAUGAUGAAGAUGAUGAAGAGGAAGACUUUGAUGAAGAAGGAGACGAUGGUGAUAGUGACGAGGAUUCCGAUACCGAGGACAUGUCGGGAGACAAUGGUGUUAAGCUGCAAAAGAAAUUUGCGUCCCUCAAUAACUCCGAAGGUGGAGACGAAGACAUUGCGUUUGCAGACAGCGACUCUGAUAUUGGUUCUGUAUCUGAUGUAUCCGAACAAUCUUUCGACGAUGAUGAGAUGCCUUCUGAUGAAGACGAGGAGCUUGAUUCAGAUAUGGAGGAUGAGGAUGGAAAUGCUCGGUGGAAACGAAAUCUCACAGAUAGAGCUGUGGAAAUGUUCAAGAAUAGUUCAAAGAACAAGAAAAAGAACAUCAAGGAGCUUGGGAAGCUAUUGUAUGAUGAAAACGUCAGUUUGUCGAACGUCGCGAAGCUCUGGCGCGGAGAGACAAUCGAAGAAGAGGAAGAAGAGGAAGAAGAAGCUGAAGAAGAAGAUUUCUUCAAGAAGGCAAAGGAUUUGGGCGAAGAUGCCUCUGUGGUAGUUGACCGUGGCAUGCCAAGUUAUGAUAUCGACGCACUGGAAAAGAAGUGGAAGGAGACAGAAGCUGAUAUGGAGGAUCUGCGAAGAAGGUUUAUUACUGCAAAUCUUCUCGACGAACAGGAGAGGAGAGAGAACGGAGAUGAGGAUAUGGACGAUGACGACUUUUCUGGCUUUGGUUCUGAUGAGGGUGAUGGUGAAUUCGAAGAUCUGGAAACAGGAGAAAAAUCUGGUCCAACGGAUAAACCUGACGAACCCGAGGAAAAACUUACGAUUGAACAAGAAAGAGAGAAAAACGCCCGCAAAAAGGAAGAACUAAAGCUCCGUUUUGAAGAAGAAGCAGACGAGGGCCAACUGGGGCAAGAAGACAAGGAGGAAUUCGGCGAGGAUGAGUGGUACGAGGCCCAAAAGGCCAAACUUACCAAACAACAAGAUGUCAACAAGGCAGAACUGGAAGAUCUAGAUCUAAACACCCGUGUCCGAAUCGAGGGCUUCCGUCCCGGAACAUAUGCUCGAAUCGUCCUCUCUGGUGUUCCCUGCGAAUUCGUUCAGCAUUUCGAUCCAAAACAGCCAAUCCUUGUCGGUGGUCUUACACCUACGGAAGAUCGAUUUGGAUUUUUGCAAGUCCGAAUCAAAAGACAUAGAUGGCACAAACGGAUUUUGAAAACGAAUGAUCCGCUGAUAUUUAGUCUUGGUUGGCGACGAUUUCAGAGUAUUCCUAUCUACUCUUUGAGCGAUUCUCGAACGAGGAAUAGGAUGCUUAAAUACACUCCUGAACAUAUGCACUGCACGGGAACAUUCUACGGGCCAUUAAUCGCUCCAAACACCGGCUUCUGCUGUGUAAACAGUGUUUCAAACGAAAACCCCGGUUUCAGAAUCUCCGCUACCGGUGUGGUAUUGAACGUCGAUGAGGGUACAGAGAUCGUCAAGAAACUUAAGUUGACGGGGUACCCCCAAAAGAUCUUUAAGAACACUGCAUUCAUCAAGGACAUGUUUACAUCGUCCCUUGAAGUUGCAAAGUUCGAAGGAGCGGGUAUACGCACUGUUUCUGGCGUUAGGGGACAGAUUAAACGGGCCUUAAGUAAACCGGAUGGACACUUCAGAGCUACGUUUGAGGACAAGAUCUUGAUGAGUGAUAUUGUGUUUUUAAGAGCAUGGUAUCCGGUUAAGCCCAAGAAGUUUUAUAACCCGAUGACAAACUUGCUGGGAGAGGGAGGAUGGAAGGCUAUGAGGUUGACGGGACAGGUUAGAGCGGAGGAGGGAGUAGCAACGCCAUUAUUGAAGGAUUCUAAGUACAAGAAAAUCGAACGGCAAACAAGACACUUCAAUCCUCUGCGGGUACCGAAGGCAGUUCAAGCAGAACUCCCAUUUAAAUCCCAAAUCCAUGCUAUGAAACCGCAGAAGAAGGAGACGUAUAUGCAAAAACGGGCUGUGGUUUUGGGCGGAGAAGAGAAGAAGGCAAGAGAUCUGUUGCAGAAGCUGCAGACUAUGAGGAACGAAAAGGUAGAGAAGAGACGGGAGAAGAAGGAGGAGAAGAGGAAGGUUUACAGAGCGAAGGUGGCUGAGAAUAUGGAGAUGAAGGAAGCUAGAGAGAAGAGGGAAGGAAAGGAGUUUUGGAAGAAAGAGGGGAGGAAGAGGAAGGGGGACGAUGAGGGAGGACAGGUCAGUAAGAGUAAGAGGCGAAGGCAGAAGGGAGAUGAUGAGUGA